Messenger RNA from Oryza brachyantha (malo sina), 2699 nucleotides. Its product is annotated as hydroxyproline O-galactosyltransferase GALT6-like. Gene Ontology annotation, molecular function: galactosyltransferase activity; carbohydrate binding. Gene Ontology annotation, cellular component: Golgi membrane. The transcript is spliced from 7 exons. The coding region runs from base 223 to 2169 and encodes 648 amino acids. The record is from RefSeq and is a predicted model, not a curated record. NCBI's taxonomy places the organism in Eukaryota, Viridiplantae, Streptophyta, Magnoliopsida, Poales, Poaceae.
AUCUCAAUCUUUUUGGCUGAAAGAAUGUGAUUUAGAUUAUGUUAAUCUCGGAUUAGGGUGCUAAUUAAUUUACUCGAGCCGCUCCUCUUCUUCCUCCCCCUCCCCCUCGCCAUUGGCCGCUCCUCUGUCCUCUCCUGCGAAGAAGGCAGCGCCCCUCACCUCACUACCGCCACGCGCGCGGCGCUGCGUCGGUUAGGUUUAGGGGCGGGAGGGGGCGGCGCAAUGCGGAGGCCCACGGCGGCGGGCGCGUCGUGCCGCCGGCGCGCGAUCGAGGGGCUCGCGGCGGUGCUGGUGCUCUACGCGGUGCUGGUGUUCGUCCUCGAGUCGCCGCUCGUGUCGACCUCGUUGACGGGCGGUGGUGGGGGUGGGGGAGGUGGGGCGAGGUAUUUACGGCUCGCCGGGGCCGCGGAGCGGUCGGCCCCGGCGCGGCCGGCGAAGGAGCCGCGCCUGGCGGCGGCGUCCGGGCCAUCCUCCCGCGGCCAGCGCCUCUCGAGGAUGGUCUCUGGCCUCGACCUCGGGCACCUUAACUCGUCCCGCUCCGGCCCGCUCCGCCGCCCGAUAGCCGGCGCCGUCGAGGCCGGCGCGCGCGUGUUCGACGAGCUCGAGGACCUCGACCCCGCCGCCUUCGCGUCACCGUCCGCCGAGGAGGCGGCCAAGUGCCCGCAGUCGAUCGCGCUCAACGCGGAGGAGUUCCACCAGCGGGGACGCCUGGCGGAGCUGCCGUGCGGGCUGACGCUGGGGUCCCACAUCACGGUGGUCGCGACGCCCCGGCCGGCGCACGCCGAGGGUGACCCUAAGAUCGCUGUGCUGAGGGAGGGGGAGAAGCCGAUCAUGGUGUCGCAGUUCAUGAUGGAGCUUCAGGGGCUAAAGACCGUCGACGGCGAGGACCCGCCCCGUAUCCUCCACUUCAACCCUCGCCUGCGCGGCGACUGGAGCGGCAGGCCGGUGAUAGAGCAGAACACCUGCUACCGCAUGCAGUGGGGCACCCCGCUCCGCUGUGAGGGCUGGAAGUCCCACUCUGAUGAGGAGACCGUGGAUGGGUUUGUGAAGUGUGAGAACUGGAUUCAGAACGAGGAUGCGCGGUCCAAGGAGUCGAAGACAACCUGGCUUAACCGACUGAUCGGACAGAAGAAGGAGAUAAAUUUUGAUUGGCCCUAUCCUUUUGUUGAGGGUCGAUUAUUUGUUCUUACUAUCAGCGCUGGGUUGGAAGGAUACCAUGUGAACAUCGACGGGCGACAUGUGACUUCUUUUUCUUAUCGCCCUGGGUUUGUUCUUGAGGAUGCUACAGGUUUAUCAUUGAGUGGGGACCUUGAUGUGCAAUCAGUGUUUGCAGGGUCUUUACCCACUACACACCCAAGCUUUUCACCACAGAGUUAUCUGGACAUGUCAACUGUUUGGCAAUCCUCUCCUCUGCCUAAUGAACCAGUUGAAAUUUUCAUUGGCAUCCUGUCAUCUGGCAAUCAUUUUGCUGAGCGUAUGGGUGUCAGGAAGACAUGGAUGUCUGCCCUCAGAAAGUCACCAAAUGUGGUUGCUCGUUUUUUUGUUGCACUGCAUGGCAGAAAGGAAGUGAACGUGGAGCUGAAAAAGGAAGCAGAAUUUUUCGGGGACAUUGUUUUUGUGCCUUUCCUGGACAACUAUGAUUUAGUUGUUUUGAAGACUCUUGCAAUAUGCGAAUAUGGGGUUCAAGUUGUGUCUGCUAGAUAUGUAAUGAAGUGCGAUGAUGAUACUUUUGUCAGACUUGAUUCAAUCAUAACUGAAGUCAAGAAGGUACCAAGUGGGAGAAGCCUAUACAUAGGGAAUAUCAAUUUUCAUCACAGGCCACUCCGCCAUGGGAAAUGGGCUGUGACUUAUGAGGAGUGGCCAGAGGAGGUCUAUCCAGCCUAUGCAAAUGGCCCUGGAUAUGUUAUAUCUUCUGAUAUUGCUGGUUUCAUCGUAUCAGAAUUCACAGACCAAAAACUCAGGCUCUUCAAAAUGGAAGAUGUGAGCAUGGGGUUGUGGGUUGAGCAGUUCAAUAGGACAAGACCUGUUGAAUUUGUUCACAGUACCAAGUUUUGUCAAUUUGGAUGCAUAGAUGAUUAUUAUACUGCACACUAUCAAUCACCAAGGUUGAUGUUAUGUCUGUGGCAGAAGUUGCUAGAUGGAAAACCGCAAUGUUGCAAUAUGAGAUGACAGUAGUUUAACUGGUAGCAAUUGAAUCAUUGAGCCGCACUGGCAAUCUUCAUUUAAUCAACAAAAGGGAUGGAAUUGCUGAUGUUCCCCAUUGAUCACUAACUAUCUUGAUGGUAAAUUAAGACUGCUUGAGACUGACAUGUAGGAAUGAUUUGCUAGAUUACUUGAGAGUUAGCCAGCUUAGUUUCAACAUUUGAUAAGCUGGUGCAGUAGUACUCUCUUCUCUCAAGAAAAAAUGGAUACAAGAUUUUAGGUACUGUAGAAAUGGACGACAACGUCAUCCUUGAACAUGAAGAAGGGGCGAUUCAGCUAAGUUACUUCUACUUCUAGUAUCGCUCACUGCAGCAUGGCGAUGGUGCACAACAUAUCAGGUGUGGGUGAGAGCUUGAAGUAUAGGUUGAUUUUGUCCAGCAACCUGUCAUGUAAUUUAGUCACUACCUGAAUUAGCCUUUUCUCGUUAAAUUAUCAAAUAUGUACUCUCACUUUUCCAUUUUAUGCCUACAAAGUAUGAUGCUGGAAGUUUCAUGUGA